Molecule: messenger RNA, 3846 nt
Organism: Pantherophis guttatus
Lineage: Eukaryota; Metazoa; Chordata; Lepidosauria; Squamata; Colubridae
Source: RefSeq, a predicted model, not a curated record
UUGGGCAAAGCCACCAAAGAUGAUAAAAGGUUCCUGGUGACUGUCUGCAUUUCCAACACAUCGGAUUACAAUUUGGGUACAUUUUUGCCAAUCUAGCAGGGGCUAACUACCACCUAUACCACAUCUUGUAGUGGUUCUCUUUGUACGUUGUUGCCUUUGUUAUUCUACAAUUAUUUUCCCAUAUCAUUUCCCACUCUUCUAAUUGUGUAUUUCUUCCAAUGUUCCUAGCCCAAGCUAUCAUUUGGCCUUUGACUAUGUUUUCUGCCAGGUCAAACUCUAGUAGGUAUUUAUAGAUCUUUGAAAUUAAUUUUCCCUCUUUAGUUUCUAAUAAUUUAUCUAAUUGGUUAGAUUUUAUUUCAACUCCUCCUUCUUCACUGUCUUUUUUAUAUCUAGUUUGUAUUAGUAAAUACGGCCACCAGUCUAUUUCUAUGCCCUGGUCCCUGAGCUCUUGGCGAGAUUUGAGUCUCCCAUUAAUAUCCAGAAUUUCUUUGUAUCUUAUUAUUUUUUGAGUAGCUGGUGCGUUGAGGUGUAUUGUAUUGGGGUGCAUUGUUGCCUCUAAUGUAGAUAUCCAGCCUGGGACUUACGUCAUAUAGUGCUUACGUUUAAUUUCCAGCCGUCUCAAUUAGUGAAUUUCUUAUUAUAUGGUUUUUAAAAUGUUUGUAAGUUUUGUUCGUAAGGAUUCCCUGUUCCUGCCUGAACCGGAUCUGAAUGAGCGCAUGAUUUGCAUAACGACCUCCAUGAAAACGGUCAUAAAUUGGCUCUGCUUCGACUCCAUGACUGCCACGACUGAGGGCAGAAAUUCCAGUGGUCUCUCUGGGAAGCUGAGAAUGAAAUGCCCGCUGAGUUCAGAGAACCAGGAUGGAAAAUCAUGGAGCUACUACAGACCAGGAGACCAUCUAAUCAGUAUAGUCACCACUGGAACGGAAAGAUUGCAUGCAAAGUUGCUUUUCAACGUGGCUCCUUCUCUUCAGUUUGUUUUCCAUGAUAUUGUUUUAUAUGGCUCACAGUACAUUUUUGCCAUUCAAAUGGUCAACAAGAAUUCCCAACUCCUUCACAAUCUCACACUGGGCUACAACAUCCAUAGCAACUAUCUGAGCACUUUACGCACUUCAGAUGCCUUGCUGGACAUGCUCUCCACUGGAGAAGCCAAUGUCCCCAACUACAGCUGUGGAAGGAAGGAGAAUCUUCUGGCUCUGAUUGAUGCAACUAAAAGGGAGAACUCCAUCCAGAUGUCAACAUUAGGAGGCACCUACAAAAUCCCACAGAUCAGUCAUGACAUUGUUUCAGAGGCUCUGAGUGAUAAACGGAAAUUCCCCUUUUUCCACCAGAUUCUUCCCAAAGAAGGAUUCCAGUACCCAGCAAUUGUCCACCUGCUCCUCCAUUUCAGAUGGACCUUGAUUGGCCUCUUUGCUUCAGACACAGAGGAGGGAGAGAAUUUCAUGAGGAUUUUUCCUCCUGUGCUUGUCAGGAGUGGAAUUUGUGUUGUUAUAUCACAACUGUUCUCAACAACUGGAUAUACAGCAUCCCUGAGGGAGUCCCUCUCUAAGUGGAGACAAGUCAACGUCUUUGUUCACUUCAUGGAAUAUGAUUCCAUUUGGGAUAGAAUUCUUCCUUUCCAUGAAACAUUUAUGCGUCUGCUAGGACCCAUUGAAGGGAAAGUCUGGUUCCUCACAAAUUUUGCAGGAUAUGAAAUGAAGAAUCGUAGACUUCUCAAAUACAUCCAUAGUAUUUUGAACUUUGGUUAUCUGGGGAAAAAAAGGCCAAAGGAUUCUGCCUUUGAACCCCAUUUCUUUGUGGAAUAUCAGUUUCAAGAUUAUUAUUUCCGCUGUUCUCUUUCAAAGAACGUCUUUUCUGUCAAAGGCCGCAGAAGAUGCACCCAGAAAGCCCCAAUGGACACCCAGAAGAAAAGGAACAGAGGAAGGAUCCGAAAUGACUAUCAAUGUCACAAUCUGAUGAAGACUCUGGCCCAGGCUUUGAAUGCCGCUUAUUCCUCCAGAUCAAGGAGGAGAAGGAAGGAGGGAGAAAAGAUUUUGGGGUCUCCAAGGCUGCAGCCGUGGCAGUUUCAUCCCUUUAUGGAGAAGAAUGAUUUUUGGAAUAUUUCUCGAAGAAAACUGUACUUGGACCAAAAUGGAGAGAUAACAGCAGAUCUGAGCAUUGACAGCUUGUUGGUUCUCCCCAAGGGGGGUAUCAGGGAAGAGAUUCUGGCAUAUUUUGAAAGACAGAGACUUUCUAUCAACCAAGAUGCUUUUUCACAGCUAAAGUUGCUCAAUAAGUCCCUGCCUCAGUCCAAAUGUGUGGAAAGUUGUCAUCCUGGAUUUGUCAAGAGGGCUCGAGAAGGAGAGCCAGUUUGCUGCUAUGACUGCGUUCCUUGUCCGGAGGGGACCUUCUCCACUCAGGAAGAUACACAAAAAUGCACCAAGUGCCCGGAUGAUAAAUAUCCAAAUGAGGCCAGAGUCCAAUGUAUCUUCAAAGCUAUAACUUUCCUGUCUUAUGAAGAACUUCUGGGCAUCAUCCUGGUCUCUUUUGCCCUACUCUUUUUCCUAACCACAGAUCUUGUUUUAAUCAUCUUCAUGAAAUACAGAGAAACUCCCCUUGUCAAAGCCAACAACCGGGACCUCUCCUACAUCCUCCUGGUCUCCCUCCUGCUUUGCUUCUUGUCUCCUCUUCUCUUCAUUGGUCAACCAAGGAAAGCCACCUGCCUUCUCCGACAAACAGUUUUCAGCAUCAUCUUCUCAGUUGCCGUUUCUUCUCUCUUGGCCAAAACCAUCAUGGUGGUGCUGGCCUUCCUGGCCACAAAACCAGGAAACCGAGUGAAGAGAUGGUUGGGGAAGAGCUUGGCCAACUCCAUCAUCCUUUCUUGUUCUGCUGUCCAAAUUAUCAUCUGCUCCAUCUGGCUGGGAGUUUCUGCUCCCUUCCCUGACUCUGACCUCCACUCCCAGCCUGGAGAGAUCAUCCUGCAAUGCAACGAAGGGGCCGUUGUCAUGUUCUACGUCACCCUCAGCUACAUGGGCUUCCUGGCUGCCAUCUGCUUCACGGUGGCUUUCCUGGCCAGGAAUCUGCCUGGGGCCUUCAACGAAGCCAAGCUGAUCACCUUCAGCAUGCUGGUCUUCUGCAGUGUCUGGGUGACUUUUGUGCCCACCUACCUGAGCACCAAAGGGAAAUCCAUGGUGGCUGUGCAGGUCUUCUCCAUCCUGGCCUCCAGUGCUGGUCUGCUGGGCUGCAUCUUCAUCCCCAAGUGCUACAUUAUCCUUCUGAGGCCAGACCUCAACACAAAGGAGCAGCUCACAGGCAGAACAAAUGUGAAAACCUGAGUUACAGUAUAACACAAAUGUGAUAUUGAAGAAUUGUUAAAAGUUUCUUUUAUUUGAAAAGAGAUAUUCUUUCCAUUUAGAUAAUAUGCAGGAGUCAAAGAAAAUCAUACAUAUAUGCAAUGGUGGGAUUCUGCCGGUUCUAGGCGGUUUGGCCAAACCGUUUGUUAAAUUGCUGGCUCGCCCCGCCUCUUGCCAAUAAAUAGUGGGGGCAGAGCGAGGGGCGGGCGAGCCAGUAAUUUCAUUUCAUUUUAUUAGAUUUAACAAAUGGUUCGUGGUUUUUUUGUAAUUUAUUGGCCUUGCAGUAGUGGUGGGUUGCUACUGGUUCUCCCUGGUUCACAAGGACUGGUAGCAGUAAUUUGGGCUGGUUCGGAGAACCGUUAGUAAUUGCUGGCUGGCCAUGCCCCCAAACCGGUAUGCUCGCUCGCCCCGCCCCCCUCCACCCAGUCACUCCUCACUUAUACUGUGUGAGUCCUUGCUGAAAUACUGAAGUACUGUGCCUGCCAGGUAAGCCUGCGAGUCGCGGCCUACCUAGCUG